This is a messenger RNA of Sphaerodactylus townsendi, 3247 nucleotides long. RefSeq names its product 5-methyltetrahydrofolate-homocysteine methyltransferase reductase (gene MTRR). The transcript is spliced from 15 exons. Gene Ontology annotation, molecular function: flavin adenine dinucleotide binding; FMN binding; [methionine synthase] reductase (NADPH) activity. The record is from RefSeq and is a predicted model, not a curated record. Gene Ontology annotation, cellular component: cytosol. The coding region runs from base 182 to 2215 and encodes 677 amino acids. Gene Ontology annotation, biological process: homocysteine metabolic process. Lineage: Eukaryota; Metazoa; Chordata; Lepidosauria; Squamata; Sphaerodactylidae.
GCCGUGCUGUUCUGGGAUCAGCCCAGGCAGCUCCCCCACCCCCGUCCUGCGCCUGCUCCGGGCGCCCCACCCUGCAGAGGAGGCGGCGCCUCCGACAGGAAACCCGGGCGGGGCGGGGCUGGCCUUGCAGCCGGGAGCGCGUGGCCGCCGGGGCGCUAUCUUGGCUGGUGGCUCUGGAACGAUGUGUUGUGAAGUCAACAGGAGGUUCUUGCUGCUUUACGCAUCCCAGAAGGGGCAGGCAAAAGCUAUAGCCGAAGAAAUUUGCCAGCAAGCAAAGGAGCGUGGAUUCAACGCUGAUAUUCACUGCAUCAGUGAGUCAGACAAGUACAACUUGAUUAGUCAAAAGGACCCUGUGGUUAUUGUCACUUCCACAACAGGUGAUGGAGAGCCGCCAGACACAGCGGUCAAGUUUGUGAAGGAAAUUAAUGACAAAACUCUGCCCCUGAAUCACUUUUCCCACUUACGAUAUGGAUUACUUGGUCUGGGAGACUCAGAAUACACGUUCUUCUGCAACGGGGGGAAGCUAUUAGAUAAACGGUUUCAGGAACUCGGAGCACAGCGUUUUUAUGAAACGGGGCUUGCUGAUGACGCUGUAGGUUUGGAGCUGGUGGUCGAUCCGUGGAUCACUGGACUGUGGGCUGCCCUCAACCGAGAGUUUGUGUCAAGGAGAGAAGACCUGCACCGGUCUGACAAGACUGCAUCAAGCAUAGACUGCAAAAUAGAGCAGUUAAAACUAGAAGAUCCGGCAGCCAAAAACAGCGGUUCAUCUGAAAAUGGAGGAAAGGUUGACCCCGUGCCUCCCAGCCAAGACUCUCAGCCGUCCCUUUCCCAAUCGGUUCCUCCUCUUUCCCAGUCUGCUCUUAAUAUACCUGCUUUGCCACCAGAAUACCUCGAAGUGGAACUACAAGAAAGCGUCAGUCAGGAAAGUUCUCCUAUGGAGGUUAUCCUGCCUCUCGGUUCAGAGAGCCCCCCUUUUCAAGUUCCUGUCUUGCGAGCUGUGCAGCUGACGAGGGCCGAUGCAGUGAAAACCACUUUGCUGCUAGAACUUGAUAUUUCUGAGACAACUUUCAGCUACCAACCUGGUGAUGCCUUUAAUGUCAUUUGCCCCAACUCUGCCAGUGAGGUCGAUGAGCUCCUUCGCCUUUUGGGACUUUCAGAAAAGAAAGAGCACAGUGUUUGCUUGAAGGUUAAGCCCGGCACUAAAAAGAAAGGAGCAGAUGUGCCACGGCAUAUACCGGAAAAAAGUUCUGUGAAUUUCAUUCUGACAUGGUGUCUGGAAAUAAGAACAGUUCCUAAAAAGGCAUUUUUACGCUCCCUGGCAGAGUAUGCGGCUGACUUUGGAGCCAAAAGGAGACUUCAAGAGCUGUGCAGCAAACAGGGGGCCUCUGACUACAACACUUUCGUCAGAGAUGCGAGGGUCUGCCUGCUAGAUCUGCUGCGUGCCUUCCCAGCCUGCAAGCCUCCGUUUAGCCUGCUGAUUGAGCACCUUCCCAAAUUACAAGCCAGACCCUACUCUGCUGCAAGCUCCAGUUUGUUUCACCCGGGAAAGACGCGUUUCGUCUUCAAUGUUCUGCAGUUUCCAUCCCAUCUAGGUGAGCGGCGAAGAGGCGUUUGUACUGGCUGGCUGGCUGGGCAAGUUGCCCCCCUGCUUCAGAAGACGAUGGAGGACCAGAAAUCCUCCAGGCCAAAGAUCUCCAUAUCUUCUCGGCUGAUCAACACUUUCCACUUGCCGGAUGAUCCCUCAGUUCCUUUCGUCAUGGUGGGCCCAGGAACUGGGAUUGCUCCAUUCAUGGGCUUCUUACAACAUCGAGAGAAGCUUCAGGAAGACCACAAAGAAUGGACUUUUGGAGAGACGUGGCUGUUUUUCGGCUGCCGCUCAAAGGACAAAGAUUACUUGUUCCAAGAUGAGCUCCUGCACUUUGUUGAGCACGGCACUUUGACUCACCUGAAGGUUUCUUUCUCGAGAGACCCUCCAGCUGCUCCGAAAUAUGUGCAAGACCAUCUUCGACUUUAUUCGAAAGACGUUACCAGGAUUCUGCUGGAGCAGAGAGGAUAUUUGUACGUGUGCGGGGAUGCGAAGAACAUGGCUAAAGAGGUGAACGAUACAUUAGCGGAUAUCUUAAUCUCUGAGAGAGGAGACGAUAAACUGGGAGCACUGAAAACAUUGGCUACGUUAAGAGAUGAGAAGAGAUACCUGCAGGACAUCUGGGCCUAAGAAUCAGAACCGCCGUUGUGCUCUCUCUCAAGUUGGCAGUGUUGAUCUAGGCUGAGGCAGCUUGUGGUCUUCAGUUACAGCUCUUUCAAUCGUCACCUCCUUUAAACCACAACCUUUGAUUUGUACCCUGACACUUAUUUUGUCUCAUCUGCUACUUGGAGCCCCGUCGUGUCCCAGUUAAAAAUAUUCAUGCCUGCACAAUUCAGAGGCGUUUUUGCACAAGCGUUCUUCACAAAGAAACCUCGGGGACGGCAGUUUUUCCCACAAUGUUUUUUUUCGUGAUAAAGAUUUAAAAUUUGUGAUCGGGGCCUUUUUACAUAUAGACACUUCCUGCAUUGGAAGAUGAAUUGGUUUAAGGCUGAAGAACUUGAGGAAAUAUCUAGUCCCCCACAUGUUGGUGUUUCUCCUGCAGUGAUUUGGCUGAGUGCCUUUGUGAUAUAUUGAAGCUAUGGAGCUGAAGUCAAGCUAUCUGAGGCCCCUUCCGCACACGCAAAAUAAUGCGUUUUCAAACCACUUUCACAACUGUUUGCCAGUGGAUUUUGCUAUUCCGCACAGCUUCAAAGAGCACUGAAAGCAAUUUGAAAGUGCAUUAUUCUGCAUGUGCGGAAGGAGCCUGAGAGAGUUUGUGAAAGACCAUCUUCACUUUCUUCCCCAGCAGAACCUGAAAAACCUUCGCUGAGGGUUGGGAAAUUCCUCCAAAACAAAUAAAACAAAAACAAAACAAAAAGGACAUAAUAUGGGAAGGGGGAUAUUGCUGACCAAUCCCCUGUUUGUACAGUCCCUAAUGCAUGCCAAUGUUUUGGAAGGUCCCCAUCCCCGCUCCCCAGCUACUCAGAAAGGGGCUGCUAGAGUAAGAAGGGAGUAGGAAAGAUUUUUUGUGUGUACUUGCUUGAUUUUGUAGGAGACUGGAUCUAGCCCAGUGGUGGCGAACCUGUGGCACGGGUGCCAGAGGUGGCACUCAGAGUCCUUUCUGUGGGCACACGUGCACAGAGUUCAUCAUGUGGGAGGGGGUUGGAAAAUCACCCCUCCAAA